Eruca vesicaria subsp. sativa (arugula) is the source of this 405-nucleotide messenger RNA. Lineage: Eukaryota; Viridiplantae; Streptophyta; Magnoliopsida; Brassicales; Brassicaceae. The record is from the annotation of a GenBank genome assembly.
AUGUCGUGGCAAACUUAUGUUGAUGAGCAUUUGAUGUGCGAUGUCGGUGAUGGCCAAGGUCACCACCUCACCGCUGCCGCCAUCAUCGGCCAUGACGGUAGCGUUUGGGCUCAGAGUGCUAAUUUUCCUCAGUUCAAGCCUCAAGAGAUGACAGAUAUCAUGAAAGAUUUCGAUGAGCCGGGUCACCUCGCUCCUACAGGCCUGUUCCUUGCAGGACUAAAGUAUAUGGUUAUCCAAGGCGAGCCUGGUGCAGUCAUUCGUGGCAAGAAGGGAGCUGGAGGAAUCACGAUCAAGAAAACAGGACAGUCAAUGGUGUUUGGUCUAUACGAAGAACCAGUGACUCCAGGACAAUGUAACAUGGUCGUCGAGAGGUUGGGUGAUUACUUGGUCGAACAGGAUCUCUGA